AUGGAAUUACUGAACAUCUACAACAAUGCUGGACAGAGUUAUGGCUAUAUUCUUUAUGAAAAGUCAGUUGGGAAAGUGAAAAGUAUGAAAAUUGGAGGAUAUGUACGUGAUCGAGCACAUAUAUUGAUUAACUCUGAAAUCAUUGCAACAGUUGACUGGAAAAAAAGUGACCAAAACGUUAUAUUUCCUCAGAAUCUUCUGUCUGCUGAUAUGAACCUUGGAAUUUUAGUGGAGAAUUUGGGUCGAGUAAAUUUUGUCCGAUUUGGAGAACGAGAAGUUGUGAACAGCCAAUUUAAAGGCCUUCAUGGAGAUGUUUAUCUAGAUGAACAAUUGGAAGAAAACUGGAACAUUUAUGUUUUAGAUUUCUCCAAAGAAUUUUUAGACAAAGUUUCAGAUUCAAUAGCCUGGCAAGAAGACAUUCCUGCAAAACGAAGUCCUGCACUCUAUCAAGCAAUUUUUACCAUUACAGAAACUCCUUCAGAUACCUUUUUUAGCAUGAAGGGUUGGACUAAAGGGAUUGUGAUUGUCAACAAAUUUAACCUUGGACGUUACUGGAACACUGGACCUCAAAAGACUCUUUAUGUGCCAGCCCCUAUUUUACGAGUUGGAGUGAAUGUGGUGUAUAUAUUUGAAGAAGAACAUGGAACCAAGGAGUUUCUCUCAGUAAAUGAACCAGAUUUGGGUGAUAUAGACCCCAAAAUAAAAUCCUAA
Messenger RNA from Acanthosepion pharaonis, 711 nucleotides. The record is from the annotation of a GenBank genome assembly. NCBI's taxonomy places the organism in Eukaryota, Metazoa, Mollusca, Cephalopoda, Sepiida, Sepiidae.